Nerophis lumbriciformis (worm pipefish) is the source of this 3105-nucleotide messenger RNA. RefSeq lists its product as uncharacterized. NCBI's taxonomy places the organism in Eukaryota, Metazoa, Chordata, Actinopteri, Syngnathiformes, Syngnathidae. Gene Ontology annotation, molecular function: RNA polymerase II transcription regulatory region sequence-specific DNA binding; DNA-binding transcription factor activity, RNA polymerase II-specific. Gene Ontology annotation, cellular component: nucleus. The record is from RefSeq and is a predicted model, not a curated record. Gene Ontology annotation, biological process: embryo development; regulation of transcription by RNA polymerase II.
UUUUGUUUUACAAUUCAGCGUUCUAAAGAAACGUCUUCACAGAUUAAGGCUUUCAGUGUGAAGAAGGUCCGGUCCGGCCCCAAAUGUCACUUUUGACGGGACAAGUUCUCCGCGACCAGCUGAGCGUCAUCAUGGCGAGGCUGAGCCAGGCGGCCAUGAUGGAGAUCUGCGAGCUGGUGGAGGGAGCCUUGGUCGGCCUGCGCACCGAGAACCAGCAGCUCAAGAGCAGGCUCGACCUUAUCGAAGCCGUCGUGGUUCGGGGCAGCUUCGGAGGGAAGGAGGCCGAGCAGUCGGAGCCCGACGGCGGCGGAGGAGAAGCCGGUGGAGGCGCUCAAAUAUCCGGCGAGGAGCUUCCUGACGUGGUACUGAUCAAAGAUGAAGACUCAGACAUUAUGAAAGUAGAGGACGUCACGCCGUCAUCCACCACCCGACCAAAGAAGAGACAUCGAGCGAGAGACAAGGACUCGGAGAGAAAGGUGUCCUCUGAUGAGGGUCAGGGUGGGGUCACUGUGUACUCGUUGAACACUCUGGGCUCCUCCUGCCAGCCUGCCGCGGGCGAGAUGUAUUCUUCGUUCGCCCCUCUGGAAGAAGGUGAGGUCCAACUCAUGGACCAGGACAAUCUGUCGUAUUUGUCCACUAACACCCUGAUGGACGGGCAGCCUUCCACAAACGCCAACGCGGCAUGGAGCGAGCCAGCGGCAAGUCACGUGACCUUUGCGCACUAUGACCACAAUGAAUCCAGCGACGCCUGCGGCCUCAAGAUGGUCAGCGUCUCGGGCGCGGCACCGCCCGACCGCAGCGACACAACGUUCGAGUACCAGGCGGGUGAUGUGUCCGACGCCUUUGGAGGCGGAAAAGGCCGUCGCUUCGUGUGCCACUUCUGCAACAAGACCUUUGCCACGUCUCAGAACCUGGACGUACAUAUGCGCAUCCACACGGGCGAGAGACCCUUCUCGUGUCAGCAGUGCGGAAAAAGGUUCACGCAGUCUGCGCACCUCAAGGCUCACCUCAACAUCCACUCGGGGGCACGACCCUUUGCCUGCACCAUGUGCUCGCGAACUUUCAGUGCCAACUACGCCCUCAAGAUGCACGUCAAGAAGUGUCACGUCAAUGGCUGACGCCCUGUUAUUAGGACGUGAUUAUUUAUUAUUGCUACAAACAGUGGUCGUCUCAAUCACUGACAUUUUUAGCAUGCAUUUACACUUCCGCACACCUAUACAUACACUAUAUUGCCAAAUGUAUUUGGCCACCUGCCUUGACUCACAAGUGCCACCCCAUUCCUAACCCAUAAGGUUCAAUAUGACGUCGGUCCACCUUUUGCAGCUAUUACAGCGUCAACUCCUCUGGGAAGGCUGUCCACAAGGUUGCGGAGUGUGUUUAUAGGAAUUUUCCACCAUCCUUCCAAAAGCGCAUUGGUGAGGUCACACACUGAUGUUGGUCGAGAAGGCCUGGCUCUCAGUCUCUGUUCUAAUUCAUCCCAAAGGUGUUCUAUCGGGUUCAGGUCAGGAUUCUGUGCAGGCCAGUCAAGUUCAUCCACACCAGACUCUGUCAUCCAUGUCUUUAUGGACCUUGCUUUGUGCACUGGUGCAGAGUCAUGUUGGAAGAGGAAGGGGCCCGCUCCAAACUGUUCCUACAAGGUUGGCACCAUGGAAUUGUCAAAUGUUUUGGUAUCCUGGAGAAUUUAAAGUUCCUUUCACUGGAACUAAGGGGCCAAGCCCAACUCCUGAAAAACAACCCCACCCCACACCAUAAUUCCUCCUCCACCUAAUUUCACACUCGGUACUUUGCAGUCCGAAAUGUACCGUUCUCCUGGCAACCUCCAAACCCAGGCUUGUCCAUCAGAUUGCCAAAUGGAAAAGCGUGAGUCAUCACUCCAGAGAAGGCGUCUCCACUGCUCUAGAGUCCAGUGCCGAUGUGUUUUACACCACUGCAUCCGACGCUUUGCAUUGGACUUGCUGAUGUAUGGCUUAGAUGCAGCUGCUCAGCCAUGGAAACCCAUUCCAUGAAGUUCUCUGCGUACUGUACGUGGGCUAAUUGGAAGGUCACAUGAAGUUUGGAGCUCUGUAGCAACUGACUGUGCAGAAAGUCUUUGCACUAUACACUUCAGCAUCCGCUGACCCCUCUCUGUCAGUUUACGUGGCCUACCACUUUGUGGCUGAGUUGCUGUUGUUCCCAAACUCUUCCAUUUUCUUAUCAUAAAGCCGACAGUUGACUUUGGAAUAUUUAGGAGCGAGGACAUUUCACGACUGGAUUUGUUGCACAGGUGGCAUCCUAUGACAGUUCCACGCUGGAAAUCACUGAGAGCGGCCCAUUCUUUCACAAAUGUUUGUAGAAACAGACUCCAUGCCUAAGUGCUUGAUUUUAUACACCUGUGGCUGGGCCAAGUGAUUAGGACACCUGAUUCUGAUCAUUUGGUUGGGUGGCCAAAUACUUUUGGCAAUAUAGUUUACCUUAUCUUAACAUUUACGUACGAUUUCUAUUCUUAAAUACAUACUAUCUUAACAUACAAUCACCGUAUUGCCUCACAUGAUUAUUUAUGGGUCUGGCAAAUCACAAAUUACAAGCUGUUUUCAAAUUGGUGUCAAUGAUUUUGCUCUAUUGUGGUGCAAAAACAGCAGCUAUUAAGUGGACAGAGUGAGAACACCACUGGUUGGAACCCACACCCCAGAAUAUGGAUAAUAUAUGUAAAAUGAUAUAUCAAAAUCAUGAUAUGUACAUGCGAUUAUGAAAAAUAUCUAUUUGGUCCUCACACUGUAUAAUUAUAUAUAUAUAAAUAUAUGUAUAUAUAUAUAUUUUUAACGCUGUAAUAAAUGUAAUGUGAAGUGUUUUAUUUCUUUUUUACAAACUAAAAACAGUUAUAAGAUAAAAGGCUUCCUUUCUAAAAAAAUAUUUUCAGCCAUGGUCAACUUGCACUUGCAUGCACAAAAAUACUACUAUGAAGAUUUCAUCCAUGUGACUUGUGAGCACCAGAAUAUCAAACCAAGAUAAACCAAAUGAAUAAAACAUCAAAGUGCUUCAGUGCCAUUAAAAUGUUUUGUCUUGAGGGGUCUCUUGACAAAAGACACAGAGUGGUAUGUGGGGGUUGUUGGUGGAGAUGGGAUUUAU